AUGAACUUUAAUAGAUUUUAAUUAGGAGAAAUAGGAAAUAUAUGCUUAGUUGACACACCAACUAUGGAUUUAGAUUGUGGUAUAGAUGAAAGAGAAGAUGCCAUAUCAUAAUUUUAACAAUUCUUUGUAAAUUUUAAGACUUCAAUAAGCGCUAUUAUGAUAGUUGUUAACUUUGAAAGAACUGACUUAAUGAAACAAAAAUUAAUAAGAACCUUAAAAUAUUUGAAAAAAUUUUAAGAUAUGAUAUAUAUAUUAAUAACUGAUUUUCACUUAAGUGAAAAUCAUGAUGGCGAUAAGUCAUAAUUAGAGUAAUCCCUUAAAUUUUUAAAUUUGAAAGGGAUUAUCUUUUUAAAUAAAGAAGAAAAUGAAAAAUGGAUGAUAGAGGAAUUAAAUGCAAUUGAACAAAAAUCCUCUCAUUAAGUAUUUGAUAUAAAUGACACAAUCUUUGCUAUCAUUGAUGACAAAAUGAAUGCUUCAUUAAUGGAUUAAAUUAAUUUAAAAUUUUCAUCUUUAAAGUGA
This is a messenger RNA of Paramecium tetraurelia, 519 nucleotides long. RefSeq lists its product as uncharacterized. Lineage: Eukaryota; Ciliophora; Oligohymenophorea; Peniculida; Parameciidae. The transcript has a single exon. The record is from RefSeq and is a predicted model, not a curated record.